CGAAGUGCCUACUUCAUGAAGUGCCGUUGCCUGAUGUGAUGGCGCAAACAUGGGACGUCGUGGGCGCGCUCAUUGCACGCACAAAUGACACCGAUAAAGCAAAGGAAUAUAUUCAGAAAGUCAAGACGAAAACAAAUGAGGAAAAAAAACUGCUGGACGUGAUCACGGUGGUACUACAAAUCAUUGAGUCGAACCAAUUCCUCCUCGACCCAAGUCAUAUCGAUCGGGUAACCGAAUAUGAUUUCAUAGUGCAAGUCUGGACACCCCUUGUGGAGGCAGUUAUUAACAUCCACGGUUUGCUACGUCUGAAAAUCGGAGAAUCGAGCCCCAAGGCGGGGUCAAUGGCCCGCAAAAGACGGUAUGAUGAGGUCAAUGUCGGGUUCAAAGAGGGCAUUCGCAGCCUUUAUGACACCAGGGCAAAGGAGCACGAUCUCAUGUGCGUGGAAGCAACGAAGAAUGGCCUGGGUAGCAAGCUUACAUUGGGCCGCUCCAAGCUGAUGCGCGAAGCCAAGGACGACUUGGAUGACUCGCUGCAGCAUAUCCUGGCCACAGAUCUAAUUCCUUCCCCAGCUCGUUCUUCAUGCAAGUGAACGCAACGGAAGCCAUGGUAGGAUCGGUUCAUCUUGCGCGUCCUGGUGUGUACACGGCGGUACAUCAAGGCUAUCUCCAUUUUCCGCAAACGUUCU
This is a messenger RNA of Radiomyces spectabilis, 686 nucleotides long. RefSeq lists its product as uncharacterized. The transcript has a single exon. The record is from RefSeq and is a predicted model, not a curated record. Lineage: Eukaryota; Fungi; Mucoromycota; Mucoromycetes; Mucorales; Radiomycetaceae. Bases 39 to 590 code for a protein of 183 amino acids.